Phoenix dactylifera (date palm) is the source of this 2126-nucleotide messenger RNA. RefSeq lists its product as uncharacterized. Lineage: Eukaryota; Viridiplantae; Streptophyta; Magnoliopsida; Arecales; Arecaceae. The record is from RefSeq and is a predicted model, not a curated record.
UUCCCUCCUGUGUCCCCCCCCCCCUUCUCUCUCAUCUCGGUUCCACCGGAAAGAGAAAUCUUCUCGCUUUCUUUGCUCCUCCUCCUCCUCCUCUCUCUCUCUCUCUCUCUCUCUCUCUCUCUCUCUUGGCUCCCUCCUUUGUUAAGGGGCCCCAGCGAGUGGAAACCAGAGCAGCAACCCCCCCCCCCCCUCCCUCCCUCCCUCCAUCCCUCCCAAGUGUGGGCUAUUAUUAUUUCUUCUGCAACCAGCAAAAUCCCAACUGGAGUAAUGUCUACCCUCUCCUUUUUCUCCUAUUUUUAGCAUCUUCCCCUCGACCACCUCCACACCCGGACCUACACCUACUGGUUCUCUUCUGUUCCCCGAAAUGGCGAAAAAUCUGGAGGACCCGGAGUUCUGGCUUCCAUCCGACUUCCUCUGCGACGAUUUCUUCGUCGAUGGAGGAGAGAAGAGGAGGAGCGAGGCGCAAGCAGCCGGGGUGGGCGAUGUUUGCUUUUCCGGCGAGCUGCCAUACGGGUUUGGUUCCAAUCCGCCAUCGCCGGUGGACUCUGUGACCGGAACCGAAAGCGAUGAGGAUGACUAUAUGGCUGGGCUCGCGCAAAAGAUGGCUCACUGCUUUCUCCAGGACGGCGACAAGGUGUCCUCUGCUCUUCCUUGUGGUGACAACGUCAAGAUGCGGAUGAUGACCGGUUCUCCUCAGUCGACUCUGAGCGCGUGGUCCGCUUCCGGCAAGGGGAGCCCGAACGGGCCUUCGCUGGUUUCCUCACCGUUGUCGUCACCGAUGGAGCAGCACAAGGAAGAUCCAUGGGAUGUGCUGUACGAAGCCGCAGGGCAGGUGAUGCGGCUGAGGUUAAACGAACAGAACGUUUACGCCCGCGGCCUCCUCGGGCCGUCGAGGAAGCCUUUUCCCGCCCCUUCCCAGAACCCCCAAAAAGCCGGCUGUUAUAACUCUCCAGUGCUCACCAAGCAGCAGUUGCAGGCGGCUCAGUUUUAUCAUUUGAAGCAGCAGCAAUUAAUGAAGCAACAGCUUUCAGCCGCAUGGGGGAGGCAGGGCAGAGCGAGGGUCGUCGGAGGUGGCGGCGGCGGCGGUUAUGGAGGAGAGGGGCGGUGCGGCGGCCGGCCACUUGGUCUGCCACUUCCUCUCCAGAAGCAGCAGCAGCCGCAGCAACACCAACAAGGGUCUGGGAUGAGAGCUGUCUUCCUCACCGGACCUGGUGCCAGAAGGGAGUCUACUGGUACCGGUGUCUUCCUCCCCCGGAGGGUCGGAACUCCAACCGAGUCUCUCAAGAAGCCAGCUUGUUCGACCGUGCUUCUGCCGGCUAGAGUCGUUCAGGCUCUUAACUUGAUCCCGGAGGAAUUGGGAGCCCAGCAACGAUAUCCUGGCGGCUUUGUUCUUGACCACGAUUCCCUGGUUGGCCGGAGCAACAAUGCUCUAUCCCACCCAAAGCGGAACCUCCAUCCUCAGCCAGCUGCCGUUCCAAGCCAUGACAUUCUCCUACCCCCGGAGUGGACUUACUAACUCCUCGUCACUGACAUCUCUUGUCGCUUUUACGGGUAGCAAGUAGUCUCUCAGCAGUUUUAGGUUAGGAUUUCAACUUCAUAUUGGAGGAAACUGGAAAAAAACAGCAGUAGAAAUGGUAGGUGAUAUUUGUCGUGUAGAUCUAGACUUGUGUCAUUUUGGAUUUUGGGAAGGAGGAAGUGCUUGGAUGGACGAGAUCGCUUGAUGAUUUGCUCGGGUGCCGGGGAAUAGACGGAUCGCGGGAAGGUCGAAAUAAGUCCAGCAGUUUUUUGUUGUUUGGGAAGAAAAAUUAUGAAGUGGGUACCUAUAUCGAAUAAGAUAAUUUCUUCUAUGUUUACUCGCCGAGCCCACCUAUUACUCUCUCUUGCAGCCUUUUGACUUGCAAAGAAAGACCAAGCAUUUAGGCUUGGGUAAUAAUAAUCAGUGUUUGGGUGGUUUCCUGAAGUAUAUUUUCUCUCCUGUAAUUUUUGUUUGAGGGAUGGGAGUUAUUAGGACAUAUGAUCAAGAUAGAAUGUUAUCUUGGCGACGAUCUGUAAGUGCGUUAUCGCUCUAUAAUGUAUUAAGGAAUAUGGCUUAAUGGUAAGUUUUAUUUCUUAUUGGGCUUGUGGUU